AUGCGCGCUCCGUCUUACGUUGUGUCCUGAAAAAAUUAGGGUUCAAUCAUCUGAAUUGGGGGAUUUCAUCUUCGAGCUAAGAAUGCCUCGUUACGAUGAUAGCGGCAACACUCGUCUCUAUGUUGGUCACUUAUCUUCAAGAACCCGUUCUCGGGAUUUGGAGCAUGUUUUCAGCAGAUAUGGAAGAGUACGUGAUGUGGAUAUGAAGCGAGAUUACGCCUUUGUUGAAUUUAGUGAUCCACGGGAUGCUGAUGAUGCAAGAUAUAGCUUGGACGGAAGAGAUGUUGAUGGACGUCGUAUCACUGUUGAAUUUGCCAAGGGGAUCCCAAGGGGACCUGGAGGUGUUCGAGAAUAUGUUGGUAGAGGUCCUGCCCCUGGCUCUGGACGGUGUUUCAACUGUGGCAUCGAUGGACACUGGGCUCGAGAUUGCAAGGCUGGAGAUUGGAAAAAUAAGUGUUACCGUUGUGGUGAAAGAGGCCACGUUGAAAGGAACUGCCAAAACAGCCCUAAGAAGCUUAGCACUAGUAAACGUGGUAGGAGUUACUCACGGUCACCUGUGAGGUCCCGUUCUCCUCGACGUGGCAGGAGCAGGAGCCGAAGUUUCAGCAGGAGCCGUAGUUACAGUCGUUCAAGGUCUCCAGCUGCAAGAAGGGGGAGAGAUGAAGAGAGGAGAUCGAGGAGUCCACCUAGGCAUAAGAGGCGCACUUCUUCUUCUCCAUCAAAGACAAGGAAACGCAGCCCAACACCUGAUAUGGAAGACAAUGAAAUCGGGAGAGAGAAAAGAAGCCCUUCUCCUCCUGCUAAGGAAAAGUACAACAGUGAUAUCAGUCCAAAAGAAACUAGCCCUAGCCCAAGGGAUGAUGAUAGAAGCCCUUAUGCUGCUGCUGAUGCUGCUGCCAAUGGUGGAAAUGGCAGCCCUAGCCCUAGGGAUGAUGAGCGGAGCCCACCUGUCGACUUUGACAACAUGGGGAGAAGCCCGAGCCAAAGCCCGAGAGGUGGAACGAGCCCGGUUGUUGGUGAUGAAAAUAAUCAAGGCUAUCCUAGAAGCAGCGAGUCUCCUUGAAUUGUCUGGUCCUAGCCCUUUCUUGAGAGAGAAAAGAAACGGAAAGCAAUGGGUUGUUAUGGAAUUAUGGGUUACUUAUGUUGGAUUUAUAUUGGGAAUGUUUUCGUCACUAGCUUUUCUAUCUUCCGAAGUUCUGUUGUUUUGGAUCUUUAUAUAAAUGUUGUUUCAUUGAAUGUAUGAACUUUACCGGUAUGUCGUCGUUUUGCGCCCCCUCCCUAUUACGUAACACUUGUGAGUGGGGAUGACUAUGAUGUACUACUAUGUUAGAUACUUCGCAUUUAUAUGGUAAUAAUGUUAUUGUUUUUUUUUUUCUA
This is a messenger RNA of Erythranthe guttata (spotted monkey flower), 1377 nucleotides long. RefSeq names its product serine/arginine-rich splicing factor RS2Z33. The record is from RefSeq and is a predicted model, not a curated record. Lineage: Eukaryota; Viridiplantae; Streptophyta; Magnoliopsida; Lamiales; Phrymaceae. Gene Ontology annotation, molecular function: zinc ion binding; RNA binding.